Molecule: messenger RNA, 1254 nt
Organism: Ylistrum balloti
Lineage: Eukaryota; Metazoa; Mollusca; Bivalvia; Pectinida; Pectinidae
Exons: 1
Coding region: 1-1254 (417 amino acids)
Source: RefSeq, a predicted model, not a curated record
AUGAUGUCUACAUCGUCUGGAUCAUCUCAUAACACGUCAUACAUUAGUGAUACUAAUUCCCGCAGCGUCAACACAAGACUUUCCCGAACAAAACAAGAGUGUGAUAAAACACUAGCUCGGUACGAAAAAGAACACAGCGGAACCAUAAACAAAAUGGGUGCACGGGAGAAAGUAUUGAGAGACUCAAUGUUAGCGUAUACAGAACGCAUGCGCAACAUUGCCAGUUCUCGGCAAUUCAUAGAGCCAGACAGGUAUUCUUCACCAGAAUCUUUACCACUUGUGGUUCAUGCAAAACAUAUUCCUAAGUUUCCAGUUGUAAAAAGUAAGAGAAAACCAGCUUCGCUCGAUGAGCUAAUUGGAAGCCAAGCUGAAAAAUCUAGACGCAUGUACAAUAAAACCGGAAGUAAGUUAUCUCUUCCAGCACUUCCUGACCGACUCAAUAAACGUACGCACCAUGUGAAAAUAAGUUUUGUGAGUGCAUCAGACCUUUACGACUUUGUAGAUUUCAGUAUCAGAAACAAAGCUUCGAAAGAGGAGGCACUAAGGAUGCUCAAGAAUGAAGCGUUUAGCAAACGUUCCAUGCGUCAACAUGGCGGUAAACAUAGAGACAGACCAGAUUCUGAUAAAGCGACGAAGUCGUCAGAUUCACCUACUCCAUCAUUUGAUGACGACAAUGACAGCCAAGGUAAAUCGAACGAUUCGCAUGGAAAUCCAGUGGAUCCAAUUGUAGUUAACCAUAGCAGUUCCUCCAAUGAUAGCGAUAGAUCAGAGGCAAGGAGCAGCGACGAGUCUUCAACUAGUGGUGAAUUAUCAGACAAUGACGUACCUGCUCUUUCGUUCGAUGCGUUAAAAAUCAGACCAAGGAGGGCAAAACGAAUGACUCUUCACCAGCCGCAGCUAAAUAUUAUUCCAGAAAAUUCCAUGAUAUCUCAAAAGGCAAACAAAAAAAGACAAAUAUCUGUGACUUCGCCCCCUCCAAAACAAUCUCCUCGCAAUAUCUUAAAUACAGUUCCUAUGUUAUCAGCUAUCCCUGAGUAUGAACAUUCCAGCAACGGGGAUGAAGAAUACUGGAAUAAGAAAAAGAAAGCAAGAGCUCUAAGAAGGGGGGAUAACCAAACUCACCAUGGCGUUAGACUCGAACCAAUUUCACAAGUUGAGCACCCACAAUUAAAAACUAAAAUGAAAGCACAGAAGAAAAUCCGCAAACUGAUUUAUCUCCGUGAUGUUCCUGAGAAAAAAAACUAUCGUGAAUGA